Molecule: messenger RNA, 1932 nt
Organism: Cylindrotheca closterium
Lineage: Eukaryota; Bacillariophyta; Bacillariophyceae; Bacillariales; Bacillariaceae
Source: the annotation of a GenBank genome assembly
AUGGCAAACAGCACCGAAGAUCGCAGCAAACAUGAGAUUCGAGAAGCACUGAAGAAAGUGGGAUUGAAGAAGGUGGAUAACAAAGCUCUCAUCCAAUGUGUCGCCUUGGCUUCGACGUUGAAUGUUCAGCCGGAGCAAAUGGCUGAGUGCUGGGAGGCAUUCAGCCUGAACAAGGGUGUUUCUGAACUGACUGAUCAUACGCUUCAAGCAUAUCGGCUACAACUGAUUAAAGUCUCUGAAGCAUCCAUUAACCCCACCAUCAUUCCCGGUGCAGUUCAAUCAAGAAGCACGAAGCGCCAAGCGUCGAAUAUGGUCACCCCGCCAAAUACCAAGCGUCCAAACCAUCGUCAGACAGCUGCGUCCACUAAUAACCCAGCCGCAAAGAGCGCUUCAACAAGUAACAAGUUGCCAAAGUAUGAAUCGAGAACUCGGGUCGGUGAGGUCGUCGCGUCAUUCAAUCUUUCUCACUUCGACCCCAUUGCACCUGGGAACAAACAUGCAUCAUGUACGAUUACACCAAGCAGUGACAAUAUUCUUGUGCCGUAUCGCCACAUGUUUACAACAUUGGAAGAUCGAGCAUCAGCUCUUGAAGCAAAACUCAACGAGCUUGGAGAACAAAUCAUCCGACAACAUGGCAUUGGUAGCGGAGACAACGGGAUUGCCCCACUUGUUGAAAUUAAUGUUCCCGGACACGAUAAGGGCUGCUACAUUGGGAGAAUCUGCAACGAGGCUCAUCAAGGGAAAAUGAAUCAAACAUCGGUUGUGAUUGAAGGAUCAAGCUUGUCUUGCGGUGGAGCCAGGAUUAACGUCGAUUUAAGCACCCUCAAGUCCGAAAAGAUUCCAUACUCUCUUUUUUCAGGUCAGAUUGUUGCGAUUGAAGGGAUGAAUCCAACCGGACGAAGUGUUGUGGCUCAUAGAAUUUGUGAGGGAGCUGCCCAUGGAUGUAACAAAAGUACAAUCAAGGACCUUCGACAUCACCAUUACGAAAAGCAAGAUGGAUCCGCAGCAAAGGUCGUGACCGCAUGUGGGCCAUUUUCAACCAGUGAUAACUUGGAUUAUCAGCCAUUUGUUGAUUUGAUUCACGUCAUAAUGGAACAGUCGCCAGAUGUCGUUAUUCUCACAGGCCCGUUUGUAGAUAUGAGACACGAGGCAAUAAAAGCUGGUAACGUUCAGCUCGAAGUUGACGACAACGUUCAUCAAGUAGUACCCCAUGAGGCGCUCUUUGCAAACAAAAUUUCUGGGUUGAUAGAGGAAAUGUACACUACGGAAACAGAAAUUUCGACUCAGUUUGUUCUUGUUCCCUCGCUCGAGGAUGCGACUGCAAGAAUGGUAUAUCCUCAAGUUCCGAUACAGGAUCACAGUGGGCGACCUGAGGUUUUGAAGCUUCAAGGUGGAAAUAUGGUUGAAGUAGGCACACUUGGGUUGGAGAGACUCAAUGCCGGAGGGCUCAAACGUAUCCACUGCUUUUCAAAUCCGUGUACAUUUCGCAUUAACGAAACUGUGUUUGGGGUCUCCUCUACUGAUACCUUGUUUCACAUCUCUGCAGAAGAAGUGAAUUCCAAUCUAGAGCCUGGGUCCAGGCUUCGGCGGAUUGCUCAACAUAUGCUACAACAAAGGAGCUAUUAUCCCUUGUACCCACCGCCUGCUUCCGUAUCGAUGAAUCUCGAUGUCAAGAAAAUGGAUGGUUUCAAGAUGCCUUGCAGGCCUGAUGUCCUUAUCGUGCCAUCGAGAUUGUCCCCUUUUGUAACAUCGGUUUUGGAGACUUCUGUUGUCCUGAACCCUGGACACUUGACGAAGGGUCGCUCGGGUGGCACAUAUGCAAUCAUGGAUAUUCAUCCGAUCAAGAGGGAAAAGUUAGACGGUGCUGGGGACGAUGUUCAGCUUUUACACAACAUUCCUGAUCGAGUGAAUGUUGCAAUAAAGCGUAUCUAA